This is a messenger RNA of Ruditapes philippinarum (Manila clam), 2225 nucleotides long. RefSeq lists its product as uncharacterized. The transcript is spliced from 5 exons. NCBI's taxonomy places the organism in Eukaryota, Metazoa, Mollusca, Bivalvia, Venerida, Veneridae. The coding region runs from base 339 to 1274 and encodes 311 amino acids. The record is from RefSeq and is a predicted model, not a curated record.
CAAAUGAUGCGUUUUUUUCUUCUGAAAUUCGGAAAAUGUAUGAACGGAAAAUUAACCGAGCAGAUAAUGGGAAAAAAUAAAAACUUGUAUUAAUCUUAAUUUUAUUUUAAAUGGAAUGUGCAGGGAAAACAUAAAAAUGGUUUACCUAGACAGAAAUAUUUGACAAAUAGCUAUUAUUUUAUUUUUAUUUUUAUUUUUGUAAUUAUUUUUACAAAUAAAUAAAGAGUUUGACGCCAUUUAGAAAGGCAACGAAGGCAAAAGACUGUGAUAUUUUCAAAGAGUGAUAUAAUAUUCUUACAUGAUUAUGUGAAUAAAUACAUAGCUUGGAAUUAAAUACAAUGCUUCUAUUUGCUGUUCUAAGCAUAUAUUUGAAACUGACAGUAGCUGCAGUCACAUGUCCAAACGGGGAUACAGCCGGCAUUAUUAAAGAUGGUAUGACAUGUUCGGAACUUGUAGCAGACGACAAUGCCGAAUGCUAUGAUACCAGCAUAGAGGCUACAUGUUGUGCGUCAUGCAACGCUGUCGCAAGAAAUAACCAAAAUUGUCUGUAUGGUGAUAAAGCCGUUUGCUUUUCUUUCCUGUGUCCGACCUAUACAGACAUAAACACGUGCUGUGAGACAUGUGCCUCUAGUAUUACAACUCAGUCAACAACGUCGACGUCGACAGCCGCUUCAAUGACGUCAUCUUCCACGUCAGACGAAAAUACUGACGGCCAUUCAGACAGUAACGGCAGUUCUAAUGAUAAUGGUGUGAUAGCCGGGGCUGUUGUAGGAAGUAUUGCUGGGAUAACAUUUCUUGUUGUUGGUGCAUUUAUUGCCAUGAAAAUUCUUAAGAAAAAAGACAAUCAAAUAGGAGACGAUGCAAGUUCAGGAAUUCCAGAAAAAAUCGACAGGAAUUCUUCUGGGUAUAUCCCAGAGAAAGCGGACAUUUGUACUGUACUGCAAGAAAAGCUUGACACAAGCUGCGAUCUUAUAGAAAAACAACAACUUCCGGUCGAGAAAGGUCACGAUGAAGGUCAGUCAGAUGAUUUCGUGAAAACUUACAAUAAUGAUAAUAAUGAUGUAAAUAGAAUUAUACAAACAUCAACCAUUGAAAAGCCUAUUACAAAGGGUGUAUGUCCUAUGAAUGCAACAAACGGUGCUAAAAAUGGUGACGAUGUUGAUAUGAAACGAAAAUGUUUAUCUCCUUUGCAAGAGAGUAAUGUCGAAGCCACGCCCAUACAUGAUAUACUGCCACCUAUCGGAACUUCAGUAUCAUGCCGAUUCGCUUCGUAGCAAAUACCAAUCGUGUUGUAAAAAUCAUGGAACAGUAAACGGCAAACAAUUGUUCGGAAAAACUGACAAUGUACUAUCGAGGACUAAAAAAGCGAAUUAAGGGAUACAAGAAAGCUGGUACUUCUAAAAAGCCGACCUUCCUUUUUCUAUGUUUCAUUUAACUAGAAUGUGCAUAACAUGCGCAGUAACUGAGGAAAAGUUAAAAAAAUAUCAGAAUGGCUUUACACACUUGAUCGAAAUUCAGACAUUUUUGAUGUUGGAUAUAUUUCGCAUAAUGUACGUAGUUUUAAAAUGUACGCGGUGUCAUAAGUUCGCGACGCAACAGAAUCGCGAAUAAUACCGAAAAUUAAAACCUCACGAAAAUUACCGGGUUUACAGUAUCCAGCUUCUUCAUAAAAUAUCGUUUACCACUGUGAUCUUUUAUGCUAUAAUGAUAUAAUUAUCGGCGAAUCUUCGGUUUCCGACAUCAUUGUCUUUAAUGAGGGCUUGGUUGGAACUUUAAAAGGGACUCCAUGAAGGUCCAGAUGACCAGGAACAUAAAAUUUGGAUAACUUGCGUAGAUCAACUGAAGCACUUUAGGUGAAAAAAAAAAUAAAAAGAGCACAGAAGAGAAAAUCAGAAAUAUUCUCAGAUAUUGAAUCAUUUUUGUGAUUCUUAGCCCGAAUCAAUUUAAAAGCGUUUAAAAACUUAAUUUGGGCAAUUUUUUGACAAUUUAGAAUCAUUAUUCAGGAAAAAACGGACUGAGCGAAUGAUUGGAAAAUUUGCACAUAGGUUAAUAUUCCAGAAUUAUUACAUUUGGUUCAAAAAUACAAAUAUAGAUCUACUCAGUUCCUUCAAGUAAAUAAACCUUAUAAAUGUUAAAAUGACACGCAGACUGUUCAAGCUUUACUGCUGUAGCACAAGGAUUCUGAAGGGGACAUACAUGUCGAGCGGGCAUCUAAGAAAAACAAU